CCAAACAGGGUCACCCGGCUUGAUCGCAAGGCAUGCAAUCUCUGUCAUACACAAGCUAGCGUAGCAAAUUCAUAUACCUUCAGAGACUACAGCCUUUGUAUACAGCCAGCUGUGACAUUUUGUUUAAUGUUAUUUUUUACAGCGUGACUUCACGCUUUUCUGUAUUAAUAUAGAUACAGCACACCAGAGAAAGCAGGAUGGAGUGGCAGCCAGACGAACAAGGUCUGCAGCAAGUGCUUCAGCUGCUCAAAGAUUCCCAGUCCCCAGACACAGCCACUCAGAGAGCUGUGCAAGAAAAACUGGAGCAGCUUAACCAGUUUCCUGACUUCAACAACUAUCUCAUCUUUGUCCUCACAAGCCUCAAGUCUGAGGACGAACCCACUCGCUCUCUCAGUGGUCUGAUCUUGAAGAACAAUGUGAAAGCUCACUACCAGAACUUCCCCCCUACCGUGGCUGACUUCAUCAAACGAGAAUGCCUCAACAACAUUGGAGACCCUUCGCCGCUUAUCAGAGCUACAAUCGGGAUUUUGAUCACAACCAUAGCCUCUAAAGGAGAGCUGCAGACGUGGCCGGAGCUUUUACCACAGCUUUGUAAUCUGCUCAAUUCAGAGGAUUACAACACCUGCGAGGGCUCUUUCGGGGCCCUGCAGAAGAUCUGUGAGGAUUCAUCCGAGCUGUUGGACAGUGACGCUCUAAACAGACCUCUCAAUAUCAUGAUCCCUAAAUUUCUCCAGUUCUUUAAACACUGCAGCCCCAAGAUCAGGUCCCAUGCCAUUGCUUGUGUGAACCAGUUCAUCAUUGGACGAGCUCAGGCUCUGAUGGAUAACAUCGAUACUUUUAUUGAGAGUCUGUUUGCCCUGGCUGGUGACGAAGACAGUGAAGUGAGGAAGAACGUUUGCAGGGCUCUGGUCAUGCUGCUGGAAGUUCGCAUCGACCGCCUCAUCCCACACAUGCACAGCAUCAUCCAGUACAUGCUGCAGCGGACACAGGACCCGGAUGAGAACGUGGCUCUGGAAGCCUGUGAGUUCUGGCUCACUCUGGCUGAGCAGCCCAUCUGUAAAGAGGCCCUGUCUGGCCACUUGGUUCAACUGAUUCCUAUCUUGGUGAAUGGGAUGAAAUACUCUGAGAUAGACAUCAUUCUUCUAAAAGGUGAUGUUGAAGAGGACGAGACCAUCCCAGACAGCGAGCAAGACAUCAAGCCUCGCUUUCACAAGUCCCGCACCGUCACGCUGCAGCACGAGGGAGGGGAGGGCGAGGAGGGGGAGGACAUAGAUGAGGACGACGAUGACGACGACGACACGUUGUCCGACUGGAAUCUUCGAAAGUGCUCGGCCGCGGCUCUAGACGUUCUUGCCAACGUCUUCCGUGAGGAGCUGCUUCCCCAUCUCCUGCCUCUCCUUAAAGGACUGCUGUUCCACCCCGACUGGGUCAUCAAGGAGUCCGGCAUCUUGGUGCUGGGGGCCAUUGCUGAGGGCUGCAUGCAGGGAAUGGUGCCGUACCUGCCUGAGCUCAUUCCUCAUCUCAUCCAGUGCUUAUGUGACAAGAAGGCUCUGGUCCGCUCUAUUGCCUGCUGGACCCUCAGUCGCUACGCCCACUGGGUGGUCAGCCAGCCCCCUGAUGCUCACCUCAAGCCCCUCAUGACCGAGCUUCUCAAACGCAUCCUGGAUGGAAACAAGAGGGUGCAGGAGGCGGCAUGCAGUGCUUUUGCCACCCUUGAGGAGGAGGCAUGUACAGAGCUGGUGCCUUAUCUGAGCUUCAUCCUGGACACGCUGGUUUUUGCUUUCGGGAAAUAUCAGCACAAGAAUUUGUUGAUUCUCUAUGACGCCAUAGGAACGUUGGCUGAUUCUGUGGGACACCACCUCAACCAGCCUGAGUACAUCCAAAAGCUGAUGCCCCCUCUGAUAGCGAAAUGGAAUGAGUUGAAGGAUGAAGACAAAGACCUCUUUCCUCUGCUCGAGUGUCUGUCGUCUGUUGCCACGGCUCUGCAGAGCGGCUUCCUACCGUACUGCGAGCCUGUGUAUCAGCGCUGCGUAACCCUCGUCCAGAAGACGCUGGCUCAGGCAAUGAUGUACAGUCAGCAGCCAGACCAGUAUGAAGCACCAGACAAGGACUUCAUGAUUGUGGCCCUGGACCUAUUGAGCGGCCUGGCUGAGGGGCUUGGGGGCCACGUGGACACGUUGGUAGCCCGCAGUAACAUCAUGACCCUGCUUUUCCAGUGCAUGCAGGAUACGAUGCCUGAGGUGAGGCAGAGUUCAUUUGCUCUGCUGGGCGACUUGACCAAGGCUUGCUUCCCUCAUGUUAAACCAUGCAUUGCUGAAUUUAUGCCGAUCCUUGGAACAAAUCUGAACCCAGAGUUCAUCUCUGUGUGCAACAACGCUACCUGGGCCAUAGGGGAGAUCUGCAUGCAGAUGGGAGUGGAGAUGCAGCCGUACAUAGCUAUGGUUCUAAACCAGCUAGUUGAGAUCAUUAACCGACCCAACACACCCAAAACUCUGCUGGAAAACACAGCCAUCACCAUCGGCAGACUGGGUUACGUUUGCCCUCAGGAGGUCGCUCCCAUGCUGCCGCAGUUUAUCCGACCCUGGUGUACGUCUCUGCGCAACAUCCGAGACAACGAGGAGAAAGACUCCGCCUUCCGUGGGAUUUGCAUAAUGAUCGGCGUGAACCCCGGAGGCGUUGUGCAGGAUUUCAUCUUCUUCUGUGAUGCUGUGGCCUCCUGGGUGAACCCUAAGGAUGAUCUGAGAGACAUGUUCUACAAGAUCCUGCAUGGCUUCAAAGAGCAGGUUGGGGAGGAGAACUGGCAGCAGUUUUCAGAGCAGUUCCCCCCACUGCUGAAGGAGAGACUGGCAGCCUGCUACGGCGUUUAGGUUUUCCACACCCACCCAAGAGGUGAGCCAGCAGGAGGAGGGUGAAUGGGAAACUCAUCCAUCUGUGUAUUGCACGGCCCUGAUCUGGGGGGAGGGAGAGGGACGCUUUUGGCCGCUCCCCCUGAUGGACGGCCCCCACGCCCUAUGUGUUUGUCC
Molecule: messenger RNA, 3023 nt
Organism: Girardinichthys multiradiatus
Lineage: Eukaryota; Metazoa; Chordata; Actinopteri; Cyprinodontiformes; Goodeidae
Gene: tnpo2b
Product: transportin-2
Exons: 24
Coding region: 198-2867 (889 amino acids)
Biological process (GO): protein import into nucleus
Cellular component (GO): cytoplasm; nucleus
Molecular function (GO): nuclear import signal receptor activity; small GTPase binding
Source: RefSeq, a predicted model, not a curated record